CUCCUUUCCUCCUUCACGUCCUUCACCUCCUCCCUCUUCCUCUUCCUCCUUCUCUUUCUUCUUCUCCUCCGCCCCCUCGCGAACGCACCAAAUGUUCGCGCCGCAUGCUCCGAGUGCUCGCAGCAAUACCGCCGCUCGUUUUCGCCGUCGCCGUCGUGCUGUCUGACGGCGCGUCCGCCGUCGUUCGAGGAACGAUCAUCGCGUUCCGAUACGGUGGAUGACUCCAGCAGCGAUCGGUUCUAAUCCGUAAAAGAGACGAAGAGGAAAGAGCUGCGUGAGAACAGGCGAAGAGAGGUGCAAGGACCACUGACGAGGAGAGAGAGGGAGGGAGAGGGAGAGAGAGAGAAAAAGAGAAACAAUUUCUCGCGAAUAUCUCCGCCGCCGAUUUCUCGCGCGCGCGUUUUCCCCUCGGGUUUCUCCUCUCCUCUCUUCUCUUUCUCCGGCCGUCCGUCGCGCCGGGGCCAUUUUGCCGAAAUGAAAAUAACACCGCGAGCCGCGCUCUCCGCGCCGGUCCUGCUCGCGAUCGUUCUUCUCGUGGUGUGCGAUUGUGCCCGCACGGCAUACGCGAGAUCGGCGCUUCGCGUGCGCUCCGCCGGCAACGACACCGAUUUCUUCGUCGCCGUCAACGUCGCGGACUGCGACCGGGUCAGGCCGUUCUUCGACGGCAAGAAUAUCAGCCUGCUGCCGGCCGAUGGAACCGCGAGGGAUCCCUCCACGACAGUAUGCGGUGGCAAGUGCUGCGGCGAGGAAAUGGAGAAGCGAUUGAAGCAACAAGCCCGGACGGAUUUUCACAAUCUGAUUCAUCAUCACAGUAGGACCCUGCAGGGUCUCCUCGUCACUACCGCCGACUCUCUCAGAGAUUCGGUGACCAAUCUGGCGCGACAGUCGGAGAAUAAGACUCUGAUCAUGUUCCAAAAGGCAUACAGUUCGAUGGAGGAGCCGAGUAGGCCGAUCGUCAAAGCGCUUUAUCAGAUGAUGGUGGAUUACGUGUCGCCCACCAACACGCCAGACAACCUGCAGCAACCUCUAAGCCGAGAGAUGCUGCAGGAACACAUAUUCGACUUCUUCACGCGCUUGUUCCCGAUCGCCUACCUCAAACUCAUCAAUCCGCAGCAACAUCAACAGGACCAGCAAGAAUUCACGAACAAGUUCAAAGCUUGCCUGCACGAGGCGAUGGCCGACAUACAACCGUUCCUCGAUAUACCUCAGGAUAUUUCGCUCGCGGUCAGCAAGAGUCUGGAGGCCACCAGGGUGCUGGUGCAGGCACUCACGCUCGGCAAGACCGUGCUCGAGAAGACUGACAGCGUGCUCUUCGGUCCUGGCACCCGCAGCCCUCAGCAAGAGGCCUGCAACGCCGCCAUGCUCAGGAUGACCUACUGUCCCAGGUGCAAAGGCUUCGGCAACGCCGUCAUGCCCUGCAACGGAUUCUGCAUCAACGUUAUGAGGGGCUGCCUGACCGAGCCGGCGUCCGAACUGGAUCUCGCGUGGUCCGGUUACGUGGAGACGGUCGAGAGGCUCGUCGUGGCAGUGGACGGUCAUAACGAUCCCCUGGGCCUGAAUGCUGUGAACGCCGUCAAACAGUUGGGCACCCGCAUUUCGGAUGCCAUUUUGCGCUCGUUGGAGAAUGGGCCCAGGCUCGUGGAAAAGGUGAGGACAGCGUGUGGCCGUUCGGAGCUGCUGCCAUCGGGCGAAGAAAAGAGCCCGGAGUCGGGCUCGGAUGCAGCUGCGGCCGCGGCUGCGGCCGCGAAAUCGUCCCCAGGCGGCAAGACGUACGCAGCUGCGUCGCCGUCGUCGCCGUCGUCGCCAUCGUCUCACGACGGCGGCAGCCUUGCGCACCGCGGCGAUGUCUUCGCGCACCGCGGCGAAGGCAACGGCCAGGACCAAAAGUUGUACAUGCAGCUGGGUAACUUCCUGGCGAGUAUCGUCAGGUCCCGCAUCUUCUACGGCACAUUGGCGGACUCGAUAUGCGAGGACUAUCCCGAGAAGCACUGCUGGAAUGGUGAACGCGUCGGAGAGUACUCGAAAACCGUAGUGGAUUCCAGCCAGACCGCUCAACGGUACAAUCCUGAAUUCACCAUAACGACGAUGUCGUCGACGCCGGCUUCCUACGGCAACACGAACAUCAGCGCGCUCAUUGACCAAUUGAGGCACAUUAAUCAGAUGGUACAGUCUCAGUUGGCGUCGUCACCCGAUGCCGGUGCCUUCCUGGGAGACGAGGCUCUAGACGGCUCCGGAAGCGGAGACACGCCGUAUUGGAGACCGCACGCCAACGGCGGGAUGGACGACGACGAGGACGGCGAUGAUCACGACGACGACGACGAGGCGUCCGGCUCAGGAAUGGGUCCCACUACGACAGAUUCAUCGGUGAAAACUCAUCAGAACGGAUCGGCCGAUGGCGGUUCGUCGACCAUCGUGCUGUCGUCCGUCGCUCUCGUGGUUGUCUGCGCAUCGCUUAUCGCUUAAAAUCGCCACGGCGGGACGAGGAAACAAGAUCGAUCGCUGACGGCCGACGUAGACGACGUAGAUACGAAGGAAAGUUAGACUAGAAAGAGAGAGAAUGUGUGUGUGUGUGUGUGUGUAUGUGUGUAAGAGAGAGAGAGAAAGAGAGAAAGAGAAAGAGAUCUUACAGAUCGCGAUGGAAGGUCGUUAGUAGAGCGAACGUGUCGGAAGGAUCCGUUUUACGCGGCGUCCCUUCGGGUGCGAACUUCGGAAGGUGCUUCUGCUGAACUUGGAGGACGCCGAAAUCGUAUAGAAUGCUGUUGAUAAUUUAUCGGUGGUGUUGAGCAGCGAAGCAAACUGUUCCUGCCGCAGUCCUGCUCGAAAGGACACGCGGCGGUUUCCAGUGAUAUAUCGAUGCGCGGAGAGAGAGAGAAAGUGUGUGUGUGUGUGUGUGUGUGUGUGUG
Molecule: messenger RNA, 2903 nt
Organism: Harpegnathos saltator (Jerdon's jumping ant)
Lineage: Eukaryota; Metazoa; Arthropoda; Insecta; Hymenoptera; Formicidae
Gene: dally
Product: division abnormally delayed protein
Exons: 8
Coding region: 475-2463 (662 amino acids)
Biological process (GO): cell migration; regulation of protein localization to membrane; positive regulation of canonical Wnt signaling pathway
Cellular component (GO): plasma membrane; cell surface; extracellular region
Source: RefSeq, a predicted model, not a curated record